AUGUCUUCUCUCAAAUCUCCUCGGACGAAGAUAAAGAAGGGCAAAGUGUUGGUGCCGAAAUGGAAACUAUUCAGGGCGAAGGAGCCGAUGCUAUCGGUUUUUAUGUGGGGUAUCAACCACUCGAUUGGCGAGUUGAUGCAUGUGCCGCCGCCCAAACUGCUGAUGCCUGAUGACUUCAAGGCAUACGCCAAAAUCAAAGUGGAUAAUCAUGCGUUCAACAAGGACAUCAUGCCAUCUCAUUUCAAGGUCAAAGAAUACUGCCCUAACGUGUUCCGCCAUCUUCGUGAACAAUUCUGUGUCGAUCAGAACGAAUAUCUGCGCUCACUCACCUCUUUUGAGCCGGAACCUGACCUCGACCUCGCUGAUGGCGGUAGCUGCCGCUUUUUUGUUUCGUAUGAUAAGCGUUUUGUCAUUAAGUCGAUGGAUUCUGAGGCCGUAGCCGAACUGCACUCUAUCAUGAAAGACUAUCACGAAUACGUUGUUGAAAAACACGGCAAGACUCUCCUCCCGCAGUACCUCGGCCUUUAUCGUCUUACGGUUGAUGGGAACGAAACCUACCUGGUUGUGAUGAGGAACGUUUUUGGGCGUAAAUACAAUGUUCACACCAAGUACGACCUCAAGGGAUCAACCAUUUCUCGUGCCGCCUCAUCGAAAGAGAAAGCUAAGGAGCUUCCAACUUAUAAAGACAACGACUUCCUGGAGGCGAAUAUCAAGCUGAGCAUUCCGGAGGAUUUGCGUCAUCAGUUCUUGAACAUGCUGGAAACGGACACCGCCUGGCUAGCCAAGCAACAUUUGAUGGAUUACUCUCUACUGCUCGGCAUUCAUGAUGUUGAUAAGGCCGCGAUCGAGGGAAAAGCUACGGCUGAAUAUAGUGAGGAGAGUUCUGACGAGCUUGUGCCAACCCCGCCGGACUCUCCGAUCCCCUCGACUGGCGCAUUCCCUGCACAAGAAGGAGGCCCCGAACUUGACGACGAGUAUUAUGCGAUCGCUACUGCUCCGGAAUGUAAUGUCCGUUUGAUCUAUUUCAUCGGGCUGGUGGACAUACUGACGUACUACGGAGUGAAGAAGCGUACGGCAACCGCUGCCAAGACCGUCAAAUACGGUAGCGAUGCUGAAAACAUAAGCACCGUCAAGCCAGAUCAGUACGCCCGUCGGCUAUGCGAAUUCGUCACGAAGGCCCUUUCGCCC
Messenger RNA from Mesorhabditis spiculigera, 1188 nucleotides. The record is from the annotation of a GenBank genome assembly. NCBI's taxonomy places the organism in Eukaryota, Metazoa, Nematoda, Chromadorea, Rhabditida, Rhabditidae.